Messenger RNA from Effrenium voratum, 327 nucleotides. The record is from the annotation of a GenBank genome assembly. NCBI's taxonomy places the organism in Eukaryota, Dinophyceae, Suessiales, Symbiodiniaceae.
AUGAAGCGCCAAUGGCUGAAGCUGGUGUUUUUUCUGCCGACUGUGCGCCAUUUCACCAGCCGAGUUCUCUCUCGGCUUUCUCGGGGCAAGCAGUUGGUCAACAAGCUCUCGCAGGCCACAUCCCCCAGAUCAUCUGCCGGAGUGACUCCGCAGCGGCACGUGCAAUGGGUGCAAGGCUGGGACUUGAUGUGGGUGCAGGAGAAGAUCAACGAGAAGAUCAUCAGGGUGACACCAAUGCCAACAGCGAUCAACUGCAGCGACAUUCGAACCAAGGUUCUCAGCAAACUCUACAGACAGAAUCGGCAAGGAGGAGUUCAUGGAGAUUGA